Molecule: messenger RNA, 921 nt
Organism: Fonticula alba
Lineage: Eukaryota; Rotosphaerida; Fonticulaceae
Product: translation initiation factor 5
Exons: 4
Coding region: 92-760 (222 amino acids)
Biological process (GO): translational initiation; formation of translation preinitiation complex; formation of cytoplasmic translation initiation complex
Cellular component (GO): cytosol
Molecular function (GO): eukaryotic initiation factor eIF2 binding; GDP-dissociation inhibitor activity; translation initiation factor activity
Source: RefSeq, a predicted model, not a curated record
CCCCCCCCCUCUUCCCCCUUUCCCCGCGAGUGCCUCUCCUUCCCCUCCCCCCCUUCGGAGCACACGCCCUUCACACAAAGUAGCAUCAACCAUGUCCGUCAAUAUCAACCGUCAGAUCGACGACAUGUUCUACCGGUACAAGAUGCCCAAGCUCACGUCUCGCGUGACUGGCUCCGGUAACGGCAUCAAGACCCUCCUGACGAACGUCGUCGAGGUUGCUCGCGCUCUCGAGCGCCCGCCCGCCUACAUUACCAAGUUCUUCGGCGGCGAGCUCGGUGCCCAGACCUCCAUCGAUGAGAAGACCGCCCGGUACAUCGUCAACGGCGCUCACCAGACUUCCAAACUGGCCGACAUCCUGGACAUUUUCAUCAAGCGCUUCGUCCUGUGCCCCUCUUGCUCCAACCCCGAGACCGCUGUUACGAUCACCCGCAAGGGCGAGAUCUUCCUUGCUUGCAAGGCCUGCGGCUCGCGCAACAUGAUCGACAUGACCCAUCGCCUGGUCCCCUACAUCCUGCGCAACCCGCCUGAUGGUGCCAGCGAUGACACCCUCACUUCCUCUUCCGCCGGCAAGGAGAAGAAGCGCUCGUCCAAGUCCAAGGGCGAGACCGAGGAGGAGCGCCAGGCCCAGCGCCAGGCCCGGCGUGACGCCGCGCGCGCCCUGCGUGCCGGCGCCGCCGACGCCAAGGCCUCCGAGGACGCCGAGGACACCAAGGACGACCUGGAGACCACCGCCGGGUCCCCUGCCCUCAUCAACACCUGAGCCACACGCCGCUGCCGCCUCUCGGCAGGCGCCUGGUGCUGGACCCCGAGGGCCGACCGCGUCGAGCACUUGCUGUGUGCUGUUGCCGGUUGCUCCCCCCCCCCCCCGCCUCGGCCCAUGGAUGUCGCGUUGAUGGUUGUCAGCCACAUUUCCCCCCCACC